UUGACUUUUUUCUUUUUGUCGGUACUUUCAAUCUGAACUUGCAUAUUAUGCAAAAAUCUGCCUGGCUCAGGUAUCGGCUUAAUGAAGAGAAAGCCGAUUGGAUUAUUUAUGUGACAGAUGCUGGCCAGCGUGAGCACUUUGUUAAGUUAUUCAAAGCUGCCAGAAAAGCAGGAUGGCUUCCAACCAAUGAUACAACUUACCCUAGAGCUAGCCAUGUUGGUUUUGGUGCAGUCCUUGGAGGUGAUGGCCGGCGGUUCAAUAGUCAUUAUGCUGAAACAUUUAGCCUAGUUGGUUUGCUGGAUGUGGCCAAGUAUUACAGUAAAAGGGCCCUUAUAGAGCGUGGCAAGGACAAAGAAUGGACACCCAAGGAGCUGGACGAAACAGCUGAGGCAGUUGGAUACGGUGCGCUGAAGUUUGCUGACCUGAAGAACAACAGAUUGACAAGUUAUUCUUUCAGCUAUGAUCAAAUGCUUCGUGACAAGGGAAAAACAGCUGUUUACCUUCUUUACGCCCAUGCUCGGAUCUGCUCAAUCAUCAGAAAGUCUGGCAAAGACAUAGAUGAACUGAAAACGGCAGGAAAGCUAGUAUUUGAUCAUGCGGACGAACGGGCACUGGGGCUUCACCUGCUUCGGUUUUCCGAGACGGUUGAGGAAGCGUGCACCAAACUGUUACCGCACGUGCUGAGCGAGUACCUCUACGGCUUGUCCGAACAGUACUCCAGAUUCUACAACAAUUGUCAGGUCAUUGGUUCAAAAGAGGAGACAAGCCGUCUCCUACUUUGUGAAGCAACGACCAUAGUCAUGCGGAAAUGCUUCCACCUACUUGGAAUCACCCCUGUUUAUUAGCUUUGAUCAAGGCAAAAGCGUUUAUGUCCGUUUCGACCAAUUUUUAUUUAUGCACAAUUAGUGAGAAAGGCUUUCUUCAUCCUCAUCCCUGGAUUCUCUCAUUAAGCGUUUUGUAAAACUGAAACCCUGAAGGUUGUUCUGUGUCACGCCAAGCCACUGAACUGAUCCCGAAAGGGUUUUAAUUUCUUAUUAAUUACUAUGUUAACUUAAGAUA
Camelina sativa (false flax) is the source of this 1059-nucleotide messenger RNA. Its product is annotated as arginine--tRNA ligase, chloroplastic/mitochondrial-like. Gene Ontology annotation, molecular function: arginine-tRNA ligase activity; ATP binding. Gene Ontology annotation, biological process: arginyl-tRNA aminoacylation. The record is from RefSeq and is a predicted model, not a curated record. NCBI's taxonomy places the organism in Eukaryota, Viridiplantae, Streptophyta, Magnoliopsida, Brassicales, Brassicaceae.